Molecule: messenger RNA, 1067 nt
Organism: Zophobas morio
Lineage: Eukaryota; Metazoa; Arthropoda; Insecta; Coleoptera; Tenebrionidae
Product: origin recognition complex subunit 4-like
Exons: 12
Coding region: 133-699 (188 amino acids)
Biological process (GO): DNA replication initiation; DNA replication
Cellular component (GO): nuclear origin of replication recognition complex; nucleus
Molecular function (GO): DNA replication origin binding
Source: RefSeq, a predicted model, not a curated record
AAAUUGACAAAGUUUAGUUCUCCCCAAAAUUAUAUUCUUGUAUCUUUAUACGGAGUUUUGGAUAAAGAUUUAAAACAAUCUGUGAAAUCUAUUUUACGUCAAUUGAAUAUUCAUAGUCAAAACGAAAUAUUUAUGGAAUUCAGCGAUCAGCAGGAGGAAAGUGACGAAGAUUCUAUUGCUAAUUAUAAUGUUAAGGAAGGAUCCGUUAAAGAAGUAUUGGAUGAGAUUUAUAAAAUUAUGUCUUCAGAAAAUUUCAUUAGGAAGCCUAUUAUUUUUUUUCUUCGAGAUUUGAAUAAAUUUACUUCAACUACUCGACAAAUUUUACUAUACAACCUUUUGGACUGGACUGUGUCUUCCACUCUUCCUGUUUGUGUUAUUGCAGCCGAUUCUCAAAUGGAUAUCACCGAAACUUUUGAAAAACGCGUAAAGUCACGUUUUUCUAAGAGAAUUCUGUACACUUGUCAUCUCAGCUUUGAAAGUUUUUAUUUUUUUUUUGAGAACUUCUUGCUUCUUCCUGGAGAGGAGACUUGGAAUAAUCAUGUUAAAAAACUUGCAGAAGAGGUGAGCACCAAACAACUUAUUAAAAAACAAUACGAUGUUGAUCCGACUUUGGAUGGACUUAAAACACUUUUAGUAAAUGUUUUGUGUCAUUUGAGUGCUUCAAUGACUUUUCAGCUCACUUCGAAGUUAAUAAACUAAUGUUUCCUCCAGCAAACUUUCAGUAAAACUCGAGCUAUACUUCAGUCCAUUUCUGCUUUGGAAUUUAUUUUGCUAGUCUCUCUUGUAAACUGCAUGGAGACGUUCCACGUGGAGAGAGUAAACUUUGAAAUGGUUUAUAAAAACUACGAGAGUUUUUCAUUGGCCUCCAAAAAUUGCGUGCAGCAUUACGAUCGUUUUAUUGCUCUGAAAGCUUUUGAAAAGUUGGAGCUUCUGGAACUUAUAAAAAGUUUAAAAACAGAAAAUACUUUAAAGGAAUAUCGCGAAGUGAAGCUUCUAAUAGACCCCGAGCAAAUACGAGAAGCCGCCAGUUCACAUCCACACUGUCCGAUCGCUGUCAUCGAGUGGAC